Saimiri boliviensis boliviensis (Bolivian squirrel monkey) is the source of this 5130-nucleotide messenger RNA. The record is from RefSeq and is a predicted model, not a curated record. Lineage: Eukaryota; Metazoa; Chordata; Mammalia; Primates; Cebidae.
CGCCAUAGUCACCGUAGUCCUGGCGACUGUUACCCAUCAACAACAACUACUCCUCUCCUCCUCCUCCUCCUCUUCCUCCUCCUCCUCCUCCCCACCACCACCAUCUCCAUCACCCACCAACAACACCACAAUAAUCCACAGCCAAGAGACCAUCAUGCAGACAUCAGAGACUGGAUCAGACACAGGUUCAACAGUGACUUUACAAACAUCUGUGGCUAGUCAAGCAGCAGUGCCUACGCAGGUGGUACAGCAAGUACCAGUACAACAACAGGUACAGCAGGUACAGACUGUGCAGCAGGUACAACAUGUCUAUCCAGCUCAGGUGCAGUAUGUGGAAGGAAGCGAUACUGUCUAUACCAAUGGAGCAAUCCGAACAACAACUUAUCCUUACACAGAGACGCAGAUGUACAGCCAAAACACUGGAGGGAAUUACUUUGAUACUCAAGGUAGUUCCGCACAGGUGACUACUGUGGUCUCAUCCCACAGUAUGGUGGGCACUGGUGGGAUUCAGAUGGGCGUCACAGGAGGACAACUCAUCAGCAGCUCUGGAGGAACCUAUCUGAUCGGCAAUUCAAUGGAGAAUUCUGGUCACUCAGUGACACACACAACUCGGGCCUCCCCAGCGACAAUUGAAAUGGCGAUUGAGACGCUGCAAAAGUCUGACGGUCUGUCCACUCACAGAAGCUCUCUUCUCAACAGCCAUCUCCAGUGGCUGUUGGACAAUUAUGAGACAGCAGAAGGAGUGAGCCUUCCCAGAAGCACUCUAUACAACCACUACCUUCGACACUGUCAGGAACACAAACUGGACCCAGUCAAUGCUGCCUCUUUCGGAAAAUUAAUAAGGUCAAUUUUUAUGGGGCUACGAACCAGGAGAUUGGGCACUAGAGGAAACUCCAAGUACCACUACUACGGGAUUCGUGUCAAGCCAGAUUCCCCUCUUAAUCGUCUGCAAGAAGACAUGCAGUAUAUGGCUAUGAGACAACAACCCAUGCAGCAGAAACAAAGGUACAAGCCUAUGCAGAAAGUGGAUGGGGUUGCAGAUGGUUUCACAGGAAGUGGUCAACAGACAGGCACAUCUGUUGAGCAAACUGUAAUUGCCCAAAGCCAACAUCAUCAACAGUUUUUAGAUGCAUCUCGAGCACUUCCAGAGUUUGGAGAAGUUGAAAUCUCUUCUUUGCCAGAUGGUACUACCUUUGAGGAUAUCAAGUCACUGCAGAGUCUUUAUCGAGAGCACUGUGAGGCAAUAUUGGAUGUUGUUGUGAAUCUUCAAUUUAGCCUGAUAGAAAAAUUGUGGCAAACAUUCUGGCGCUAUUCUCCCUCUACUCCAACUGAUGGCACUACCAUUACUGAAUCGAGCAAUCUGAGUGAAAUAGAAAGUCGACUUCCGAAAGCAAAGCUGAUAACUCUGUGCAAACAUGAGUCUAUCCUGAAAUGGAUGUGUAACUGUGACCAUGGGAUGUACCAGGCUUUGGUGGAGAUUCUCAUCCCCGACGUCCUUAGACCUAUUCCUAGUGCCUUGACCCAAGCCAUUCGAAAUUUUGCAAAAAGCCUUGAAGGUUGGCUUUCCAAUGCCAUGAACAAUAUUCCACAGAGAAUGAUACAAACCAAGGUUGCCGCUGUAAGUGCCUUUGCCCAGACUCUGCGAAGAUACACAUCGCUCAAUCACCUGGCCCAGGCAGCUCGUGCAGUGCUUCAAAACACUUCCCAAAUCAACCAGAUGCUCAAUGACCUCAACCGUGUCGACUUCGCCAAUGUCCAGGAGCAGGCUUCCUGGGUAUGCCAGUGUGAUGACAACAUGGUUCAGAGACUAGAAACAGACUUCAAGAUGACUCUUCAGCAGCAGAGCACCCUGGAGCAGUGGGCUGCAUGGCUUGACAAUGUGAUGAUGCAAGCACUAAAACCCUAUGAAGGAAGACCCAGUUUUCCUAAAGCCGCCAGGCAAUUUCUGCUAAAAUGGUCUUUCUACAGCUCAAUGGUUAUUCGGGACUUAACCUUACGCAGUGCUGCUAGCUUUGGCUCCUUCCACCUGAUUCGUCUACUCUACGAUGAAUAUAUGUUUUACUUAGUAGAACAUCGUGUUGCUCAGGCAACAGGAGAGACUCCUAUAGCAGUCAUGGGUGAGUUUGGUGAUUUAAAUGCCGUGUCUCCUGGAAAUCUGGAUAAAGAUGAAGGCAGUGAAGUAGAAAGUGAAAUGGAUGAAGAACUGGAUGACUCUUCAGAGCCUCAAGCCAAAAGAGAGAAAACAGAGCUGAGCCAGGCAUUUCCAGUGGGCUGCAUGCAGCCUGUUCUCGAGACUGGCGUGCAACCAAGCCUCCUGAAUCCAAUUCACAGCGAGCACAUUGUCACAAGUACUCAGACUAUCAGACAGUGCAGCGCUACAGGAAAUACCUACACUGCAGUCUAAAGAAUAUUAAAGCGUAUUUUUCCAGCUUAAAUUACCCCUGUUGAUAUUGGGCUUAAGUUGAAAAUUUAAUAAGCCUGAAGGUCGACUGUUGUCGAAUUCUAUCUGUGCUGAACAUUAACUUUUUGGAGUUGUGAAAUGGAAUGGGUGUAUGUAUUUUGGCAGGUCUUUUUAUUUUUAACGUAAGCAAAUUAUUUGCCUCUUAAUAAUGAAUUUUUUCCCUUAGUUUCAGGUGUCAAGAAGGAUUUUUACAACACUUAAUGUCAAUGUUUUGUUUUCUUAAAAUUAAAAAGUAAUUUACAUUUUUUGUAGCUUAAAAUAUUUUAUUGUUGAUUGUUAGUCUUGGUGUAUGAUUUCAUGUGUAAGUUUUUUAAUUAGAUGCACUUCUGUGAAAUAUCAAAAGAAAUGAAUUUUUUUGAUUUACACUGGAGGCAUGCCCAUUUGGCAGCAGAUGCAUCAAAUUUGCUUUUGAAAGGUGCUUUUCAUUGGACAGAACCAUAAGACACUAUUUUGAUAACAUUUUGAGUACGGAGAGAGAAUACAGAGCAUUUUUAUUAUAGUGCUAGAGGGUUUGGAAGGUCAUCUAUUUUUCUCUGAGGAAAAAUUGAGCUGUGCAUUUAUCAGUUCAGAGUAAAUGACAGAAUUGCAAGAGAUUAUGCUAAUAUGUACGUAAUUUGUGUACAUAAUUAUUAAACCAUGUUAACAAUGCAAGCUUCCGUUAAACAUGGAAUUGUAACUAUUAUUUGCAUACCAAUUCCUCCGUUUAAAGACUACUGAUUCUGUAUUUGGGACCACUGCACAGGUGCAUUCUGCUGUUAAGUGGGGGCUGUUAGAGUUAAUACUGAAGCAGAAAAAAAUGACUUGACUUUUUUUUUUUAAGUGUACAUGCUACUUAUGCUGAGCUGGACAUACAGGAAACCAUUCCAUUUGGAUGACUUUCUUUUAUUCCAGGUCUUUUUCCUAAUAGUAGUUCAAUAUGCUGCUAUUAUAAAAGAAAAUUUAUAGAAUGCAAGGAAUGUAGCAACCUACAUAACGUUAUUUCCUUCAAAACUAUUUCCUGGUUUCUAAAAUAUGUGGAUUUAAAUUGUAAACAGAACCUGAAGGCAGUGUAACUGGCACACCUCACUGUUACUUAUCCCCGAUUCUGUAGGAUUUGGAUAGGUGGCUGGAUGGACCAUUGCCAUUGAAGAAUGUACAUCAGGGAUCAUCGUACCUCGGCUAUUACAUGGUGCCUUAAAACAGAACUGAAGCUAAGGUUUAGUAAGGUUUAUUUUGUUCAUGUGAAUAACUCUUCAAUCCAUUUGACAAAGUGUGCCUGUCAUUUUCAGAUUCCCGAAGUAAGGACAGGUGACAUGUUCUUCAAAGGAAAUUUAGGGAAAGCAAAGCAAAACAAAAAGACAAAAAUCAGUUUCCCCCUUUGAGUGACCGUGAAUCUAUUUUUUAUUCUUAGAGCUGCAUAUUUGCUUAAGGGUGUGGAAUAGCAGGCUAGUUUUAAUACCAACUUGUUACAUAAAGUCAUAUAUGUUUUAGACCAUUCUUAUCUAGUUACCGUUUUAGAAAGUUAACAGAGUAAGCAGAUACUUAUCGAAGUGCAUCUUUUCAGUCUAAAUGUUUGUCUGUGUGUCUAGGUGCCGGUGUGUCCACAUGCACACAUGAGUGCCCAUGGGGCAGGAGUCUGCUACAAAGUCAGAAGGUGAGAUCCUAGAGAGUUACACCCAGUCCUAUUUUAAUUUGCAUGAACAGCCAAGGUUCUUUUAAGCCCUCAAAUUAUUUAAUGAUUAAAACACAAAAAGGCACAUCUGUUCAUUUAAAUAGUUGUAAAAUACUAAUCAGCAAAAAUAGAGAAUAAAGCCAAAAAAAAAAAAGCACAAAUUGAUUCACAGAUUAUUAAUGAGGCCUAUAUUAAACCCAAGAUGUUUAUCUUUCCAGUUGUGUUGGGGCAGGGGGGUGGGGGGGUUGGAAAGAAGAGGUGAGCUAGUCUGUAAAGUUAGAAAUACCAAAUGGCUUAUCGGGUAAUACACGGUGUAUUUAAGCUGUUGUUGCUUGGUUGCCUCAGACUAUUCAAAUAACAUCAACAACAUUUCUUAAGUAAAAUUUAAAUAUUAGAUGUAAUUUUGAAAACAGAUGCAAAUUUUUUAUUAUACAACUCAUAUAUUUGAAAGUCUUCACUAGCAUAGUAGCAUCACCUUCAUCUAAAUAUCAUUUAAAUUACCGUACCUCUUUUUCUUCCCAAAAAGAUAAUGGAUUUGUACCAAAACACACACACAAAAGGCAGACAAAACAUGGUAAGCUGCAAAAGAUCAUGUAUCUACUUCAUUGUGCAUAGGAAGUGUUUACAGGUAAAAUUAAAAUCAAAAAUUGAAAAGACACUCUUCAUUUUGGCUCUCCUUUCUGAAUGUUUUCAGUUUCCUGUCUCUACCCGCCAUCCCUUGAAUGAUACUAUGUAUUGGACCAAAUGUAUUUACUGGUUUCAUUUUGUUUAUUGAAUGACUUUAAAUGUAUUUAUUAUCAUUGUUUCCUUUAAUUUAAUGUUGGAUAUAUUUGUACCGUUAGAGGAAUCUGAUAAUAAUGGGCAAAUUUAGAUUGAUGAGACUUAGGGACUGGGGAUGCUCUAGGAUUCAACAUUUCUUCCAAUUGUUCAUGGUUCUAAAUUAGGGCAGAUUAAAAUCUAAUAAACAUUAUCACAUUUGAACUUGACUCAAUAAAAAUAUUCUCAUCUCCUUUCUGAA